Messenger RNA from Amblyraja radiata (thorny skate), 1239 nucleotides. RefSeq names its product phosphodiesterase 6D, cGMP-specific, rod, delta (gene pde6d). NCBI's taxonomy places the organism in Eukaryota, Metazoa, Chordata, Chondrichthyes, Rajiformes, Rajidae. Gene Ontology annotation, biological process: sensory perception of light stimulus. The record is from RefSeq and is a predicted model, not a curated record. Gene Ontology annotation, cellular component: cytoplasm. The transcript has 5 exons. The coding region runs from base 183 to 635 and encodes 150 amino acids.
GGAGGGGGCGGGCUCAGCGGCGGCGGCGAACGCGACGUUGCUGUGGAGAUAAUCAGCUUGUUGUGUCCGCGCCGCCCGCCCGGAGGCCGCGCUCCCACACCCGGACCCACACCCGCCUCACGGCCGCCCACAGCUGCCGCGGGGAGAGCGAGAAGGAGAGAAGGAGCUGCGGGAAACCCGCUAUGUCUUCGAAGGAAGACAGGGCCAUGGAGAUAUUGAAGGGCUUCAAGCUUAACUGGAUGAAUCUGCGUGAUGCUGAGACAGGGAAGAUCUUGUGGCAGGGUACGGAAGAUCUCUCGCUACCGGGAGUGGAACAUGAAGCACGGGUUCCUAAAAAGAUCCUGAAAUGUAAAGCUGUCUCAAGAGAAUUAAACUUUUCUUCAUCUGAACAGAUGGAAAAAUUCAGGCUAGAACAAAAAGUUUUCUUCAAAGGGCAGUGCUUAGAAGAAUGGUUUUUUGAAUUUGGGUUUGUCAUCCCUAACUCAACAAACACUUGGCAAUCGUUAAUAGAAGCCGCUCCAGAGUCUCAAAUGAUGCCAGCUAAUGUUUUAACUGGUAAUGUAGUCAUAGAGACCAAAUUCUAUGACGAUGACCUCCUCGUAAGUACUUCCAAAGUCAGACUUUUCUACGUCUGAGGUGAAUUGUGUACAGUUCAGUGCGGAGUGUCUUGUUAAUGGGCGGAUGGAUGAAACACUUUCAACCUCAACACCAAUGGAGCAGCUCGACUUGGACGGCAACUGGCAAAUUAGGUUCUUCAGAACGUUUUAGAAGAUUGAAGUGAGCAAGACUCACUGCAAAAACAAAAAGAGACUCUUGUAAAAGAAGAAUGAGCAGUGACAGUACUGUAUUCCCCGAGACCAAUAUUGUACAUUAUUUUAAUUGCGAUUUGUUUUGCUUUGAAUCUGUACACUGCUUUGCUUCAAUAGUUUGUAUGAUAUGUAGUUGAAAAUUCCAGCUCAUUUGAACAUUUAGUCCACGUUAAUUAUUUCGUUUUUUUUUCUAUUAUGACAUAUUCUUCAGUUGUAACAAAGUGUAAAAUACUCCGUCUGCUAGUUAUAAUCCCCAAUAAACUAAUGAGAGGGCUGAGCAGCAUUGAAAUAAAGGCUGUUGCUUCUGUAUUUAAAAUUCAAAUCUAGUUAAUUUGUACUGUAUAUAUUGUUGCAGUAAUAUUUUAUAACAUGUUUUGAGUUUACAAUUUGUUUGCUAAGGUACAGUAUUAAACGAGUUAGCUUUAAAUGA